AUGGCAACCGCAGUCGCCCGCUUGGCCGGCAUCAAUGUCGGCGCAUCGGCGCAUCCCUCUCCUAGUGCUGAUUUCGGCCUCAUCGGUCUGGCCGUCAUGGGUCAGAACCUGAUCCUCAACGCCGCUGACCAUGGUUUCACCGUCUGCGCAUACAACCGUACCACCUCCAAGGUCGACCGCUUCCUUGACAAUGAAGCCAAGGGCAAGUCCAUCGUCGGUGCUCACUCCGUCGAGGAGUUCUGCUCCAAGCUGAAGCGUCCCCGCCGUAUCAUGCUCCUGGUCAUGGCCGGCAAGCCCGUCGAUCAGUUCAUCGAGGCUCUCCUUCCCCACCUCGAGGAGGGUGAUAUCAUCAUCGAUGGUGGCAACUCCCACUUCCCCGACAGCAACCGCCGCACCCAGGAGCUCGCCGCGAAGGGCAUCAACUUCGUCGGCAGUGGUGUCUCCGGUGGUGAGGAGGGCGCCCGCUACGGCCCCUCCCUCAUGCCCGGUGGCAACGAGAAGGCCUGGCCCCACAUCAAGGACAUCUUCCAGAGCAUCUCCGCCAAGAGCGACGGCGAGGCCUGCUGCGACUGGGUCGGCGACGAGGGUGCCGGCCACUUUGUCAAGAUGGUCCACAACGGUAUCGAGUACGGUGACAUGCAGCUCAUCUGCGAGGCCUAUGAUAUCAUGAAGCGCGGCCUGGGCAUGCCCGUCUCCGAAAUUGCCACCGUUUUCGAGAAGUGGAACACGGGCGUCCUGGACUCCUUCCUGAUCGAGAUCACCCGCGACGUCCUCAAGUACAACGACAACGAUGGCGUCCCGCUCGUCGAGAAGAUCCUGGACAAGGCCGGCCAGAAGGGUACUGGCAAGUGGACCGCCAUCAACGCUCUCGACCUCGGCAUGCCCGUCACCCUGAUCGGUGAGGCGGUCUUCUCCCGUUGCCUGAGCGCCCUCAAGGACGAGCGUAUCCGCGCCAGCAGCCUUCUGGAGGGUCCCUCUCCCGACUUCAAGGGUGACAAGCAGGCUUUCAUCGACGACCUGGAGCAGGCUCUGUACGCCUCCAAGAUCAUCUCCUACGCCCAGGGCUUCAUGCUCAUCCAGGAGGCCGCUCGCGAGUACGGCUGGAAGCUGAACAAGCCCUCGAUCGCCCUCAUGUGGCGUGGCGGUUGCAUCAUCCGCUCGGUCUUCCUCAAGGACAUCACCAACGCCUACCGCAACAACCCCGACCUGGAGAACCUCCUCUUCGACGACUUCUUCAACAAGGCCAUCCACACCGCCCAGAAGGGCUGGAGGAACGUCGUCGCCCACGGCGCUCUCUGGGGCAUCCCCACCCCGGCCUUCAGCACCGCUCUCGGCUUCUACGACGGCUACCGCACCCGGGACCUCCCUGCCAACCUGCUGCAGGCCCAGCGUGAUUACUUCGGUGCCCACACCUUCCGCAUCAAGCCCGAGUGUGCCAACGAGAACUACCCCGAGGGCAAGGACAUCCACGUCAACUGGACUGGACGUGGUGGUGACGUGUCUGCGUCGACCUAUGUGGCUUAGAUGAUGGAUGCAACGCCCUGCGCUGGACGUGGAAUCAUGCCCCCGAUAAUGGAAACAGGGGGACCGGAUUGGUAGAACUCUGGGGCAACAGAC
Aspergillus campestris IBT 28561 is the source of this 1617-nucleotide messenger RNA. Its product is annotated as NADP(+)-dependent, decarboxylating phosphogluconate dehydrogenase. Bases 1 to 1524 code for a protein of 507 amino acids. Gene Ontology annotation, molecular function: NADP binding; phosphogluconate dehydrogenase (decarboxylating) activity. The transcript has 5 exons. The record is from RefSeq and is a predicted model, not a curated record. Lineage: Eukaryota; Fungi; Ascomycota; Eurotiomycetes; Eurotiales; Aspergillaceae. Gene Ontology annotation, cellular component: cytosol. Gene Ontology annotation, biological process: pentose-phosphate shunt, oxidative branch; pentose-phosphate shunt.